Fusarium keratoplasticum is the source of this 1074-nucleotide messenger RNA. RefSeq names its product DAO domain-containing protein. Gene Ontology annotation, molecular function: FAD binding; D-amino-acid oxidase activity. The record is from RefSeq and is a predicted model, not a curated record. Lineage: Eukaryota; Fungi; Ascomycota; Sordariomycetes; Hypocreales; Nectriaceae. The coding region runs from base 1 to 1074 and encodes 357 amino acids. The transcript is spliced from 5 exons.
AUGGCCCCCUCUCGGUCCAGAGAAAGGAUCGUGAUAGUUGGGGCUGGCAUCAUUGGUCUAAAUGUCGCCCUCGUCCUCGCCGAACGCGGCUUUGGAGAUAGCAUCACGGUGGUAGCCACGCAUCUUCCGGGUGAUACCGCACCUGGAUACACCUCGCCUUGGGCCGGAUGCAACUUCUCAGCUAUAUCUGGCCGAGACAAAAAUGCAUUGCGGUGGGAUAAGUUGGGCUAUGCUCAUUUAUCCAAGCUUGCUUCCCGGGGUUCUUCUGAGACCUUUGUCCGUCGUGCUCCCUCCUUUGAGUACUGGGAUGAUCAAGUCCCACACGAGAAGAUUAAGGAUAUGGCCGACUAUCUUGAAGAUUUCCAAGUUGUCUCACCCGACCAACUUCCCGACGGAACCAAGUUUGGUGUUUCCUUCACCACUUUGACCUUGAACGCCCCGAGCCACCUCUUGUAUCUCUACCAAAGACUCCAGCAUCAAUACGGCGUCACCUUCGUCCGACGAGAGAUUUCAAACAUCCAAGACCCUUUUACCAACCCCAACACAAAAAUUGUCUUCAACUGCGUUGGUAAUGCCGCAAAGACGCUUGCUGGAGUGGAGGAUCCCAAAUGUUACCCGACAAGGGGCGUAGUGUUGCUCGCGCGCGCGCCUCACGUGAGAACUAAUGUCAUGAGGCAUGGUCUAGACUACGAGACGUACAUUAUUCCACGUCCAGAGUCUAAUGGGAAUGUCAUCUUGGGAGGCUACAUGCAAAAGGGAAACUCUGAUAGCUCUACGUACUCGAGUGAGACAAAGUCCAUCAUAGAGCGGACAAGGGCCUUGAGCACGGAGCUUGCUGGUGACAAGGUAGAAGUCUUGGCAGCCUUCUCCGGCCUGAGACCCUCCCGUGACGGCAGCGCCAGGGUUGAACGCAGAGAUGUGAAUGUGGCGAGCGGACCGGGGGUCAUUGUGCACAACUAUGGUGCUGGAGGCACGGGGUUCCAGGCUGGCUAUGGCAUGGCCAUUGAUUCUGUGGCGUUGGUGGAUGAUAUUCUCCAGCGGUGGGAUAUAGAGACAUUGUCUUCCAAGCUGUAG